Molecule: messenger RNA, 2103 nt
Organism: Salpingoeca rosetta
Lineage: Eukaryota; Choanoflagellata; Craspedida; Salpingoecidae
Exons: 10
Coding region: 42-1970 (642 amino acids)
Molecular function (GO): protein binding
Source: RefSeq, a predicted model, not a curated record
GUCGUCGUCUUGGAGAGAUCGGGGUUGUAGAGGAUUUGUGAAUGACUUCAGGUAUUCGUCGACCACGAAGAAGGACAGCAACCAUGAUGACGAGCGUUGUGUUGGUGUUGUUCUUGUUGGUGGCUGUGGCUGUGGUGGCGUGCAGUGGAAGCAGGUUCACUGUUGCAACACGAGCAACCGCCAGCAAGCGCGUGCCAAAGGGUGCUGUGCCUAGCAACGUGCAGUGUGACGGCCGUGCUGGCAAGGGCACAGUGGCGGUCGAAUCAGCGUCGUCGUCGAGCCUGCUCGUGUCGUGGGACACGCCUGCUGCUGGUGAAUUUGAUGCCUUCUACGUUGCUGUUGGCGAGCCAAACACACUCUCUGGUCGGCCGUACUAUGCUGUGCCAACAACCAACACGUCCGUGGUUGUCCUGGACUUGAUGCCAGCGACGACCUAUGAGCUGACUCUGUAUUAUCACCGCGCCGCGCUACCGUCGUUUGUUUGGGGAUGGGAGGCCCUGAAUGAAACCAUCACGUGUGCCACAGCCUCCACUCACCAAGCUGAAGCACAGCUGAAACGAACAACCGGACCACAUCCAUCUUCCUUCAAGAUUUCACUGUCGAUGCCGCCUUUUGCACGGGCAAACGUGACAACAGCAGCAGCGUCGCAGUCAGUGGAAAUCAGGACCUUGUCGCUGGGCGAUGCAGUAAAUUGGUCGCACCACACGUUCUUCCGCGUCAGCGCAACAUGCGUCGGCCAACCUGUCGCCGCGUGUUGGGAGCUUCAGUCAGGUGCACCCGCAAAAGAUUCGGCGUCAGCUACACAUGCGUGCGUCUCUCCUAAACACCUUCACCACACCGAGGCCACGUGUGAGGCGACAAUCACGCAACUGAACCCGUCCACAGCGUACAUGGUCGUAGCCGUUAGUCACGGUCCGCCAUCACCAACCGUCAUUGCUGUUGACGUCAUGUUCACCCAAGCGUCGAAGCAAACGCGCUUUGACGAGCUGUUUCGCAUCAGCGAAUACACACUAGAUCUCGACUUCCUCGAGAACCACAACUCCGCCACUCCCGAUGCACUCGCAGCGUAUCUCUCGCACGGCACGCCCCUCAACACCUCCACCUUCUGGCCAAACUCGACAGCACACGACUGGGACAUGUGCCAGUCGACGCUGUCGCGUGUGUGCGGCCACGUGCGAGGUCGCGCCUUCGACUGCAUGGCGUGUGCAACCAACUACCACGAUGACAUUGCGCGUGUGUGCGGGGGCAACUUCACGUCACGCGAUGAUCCGUUUGAAGGAUUUGCGGUCCACUUCUUCUGUGGCAUUGGCUGGCCCGAAUCUCUCGUCAUGAACUCCACCAUUGCGCAGUACUGCGUUGAGUCUCAACCCGUCCCGGGCGGCGGCUUCGAUCGAGGUUAUGCGCAGUACCUGAGCUGCAACAGCGAUGAGACGGACUAUCUCGGCAAUAAACCCAUCGACCCCACGUGCAUCUGCUGGGUGUACGACGACCGUGUGAUCAGUCAGCAAAACGCAUCAGAGCUGCACCGCCACUGCGAUUUCAACCACCGCGAACCAUAUGUCAACGAAACGACGUGCAACUGCGGUCCAAAUGGACAGCUCAUUCUCCCAGACAAUCCUUCCGCAAGGUAUGUCGGCAUCUCGCCUGUGCUGCUCCCCUACGGAUUCUGGCUCGACAAAGCACCGCCGUCGUCAUAUCCGGUCUCCGUCAACUGCGGUGACAACUUCAGCACACCCCGCAUGGGCUCCUGCGGACUGACGCAAUCACUUGGCGAGAAUGGAUGCACGUGGCGCAUGCUGCCGCGUGUUCGCAUGCUCUUUGGACCGGAUCUCAUGCACGCCGGCUGGAACCCGAAUCCGCCGGCGGACACGCUGACCAAUAUGACGGCGACGGAAGCGAAUGUGAGGGCAUUUCAGCGCGCCGUUGCAACUGUGGAGACACGACUGAAGCCACGCUGCUGCGGCUGUUAGGAAUAUGCUGCCUUUUGUCUUCUGAUGUCGCGUGUGCGCGUUGAUCAGUUCACAAGAGCGGUGAUGUGACACGCAUACGCUGUUGGUUAUGACAUUGUUUAUUCACACCGGUCCCAAUACAUGAAGGACAGAC